Funneliformis mosseae is the source of this 1341-nucleotide messenger RNA. The record is from the annotation of a GenBank genome assembly. NCBI's taxonomy places the organism in Eukaryota, Fungi, Glomeromycota, Glomeromycetes, Glomerales, Glomeraceae.
AUGAUAUUCCUACUAUACGUUAGUUUGUUGGUGGUUUUAUAUCACAUCGUAAAAAAAUUAUUUUCGGCACCAAAGAGCCCAAACGGUUUUGAUAAUAUACCUUCGAUACCUUCACUAGAGUUCAUAUGGGCAAUGUUCACAGGAAAACCACAGGAUGAAAUCCAAGGAAUAAUAUCUAAAGUUUCUGAUAAAGGGAUUAUCAAGGCAAACGCGGGUACCAUAGCCUUUUUUUAUCUUCAAGACGUUGAAUACAUAAAACAAUUCUUAACAAAGUCAGAGGAUGUCCUUCCUAAAAUGAAACAUGGCUUAGGAAAUAGAGUUAAGAGCUUUUACGGAAAUGGAAUUCUUUUUUCAAACAGCCACUCAUGGCGCAUGCAACGAAAACUAAAUAAUGCGGCAUUCAAUCGAGCUUUAUCACAUGACAUCAUUGGCAAAAAUGCAUUCAAGUUAUUCAAUUUGAUGGAUUAUAACUUGGACAAACCGAUAAAUAUUUACGACAUGAUGCAACGUACAACCAUCGAAAUAUUAGGCCAAGUUGCAUUCGCUUAUGAAUUUGGUAUACCAGAUAUUAUCAAAUCAUAUAAAUAUGUAAUGGAACAAACCGAAAAUUGGUUACACAUCCUCUUUCCUAUUAUGGAUCAUUUACCUCUCGAAUCAAAUAAGAAAUAUCAGGAGAACAUGAAUGUAUUUGAUAAUUUUAUCUUAAAUCUCAUCGCACAAAGAAGGAAGGAGUUAAAAUAUCAAGAUAAAGAAAAAAGUGAUACCACGGAUAAUAAUUUAUUAUCCAGUAUGUUGGAACUUAGUGAGAAAGAAGGUAUUAAGAUCGAUUCUCGUGAAUUGAGAGAUAAUUUGGUGAAUUUAUUCAUUGCCGGUCAUGAUACCACUUCAUUAAAUAUGAGCGUUGCUAUUUACCAUCUCGCUAAAUAUCCGGAAAUGCAAAAGAAGGCCAGAGAAGAAGUGAUCAGAGUUCUUGGAAACGCAUUAACAACCCCAACAUCAGAACAAGUAAAGGAAUUAAAAUAUAUAAACGCGGUCAUAAAGGAGUCUUUACGUACAUAUCCUCCAUUGGCAAUUCUAAUUCCACGUCAAUCUAAUGAUUAUGUUCAAGUUGGUCCUUACAUGAUCCCCCCGGAUUCUUAUACUUGCGUGAACGUUUGGCAUGUUCAUCAUGAUCCAAAUAUUUGGGAAAACCCAUAUCAAUUUGAUCCCGAAAGGUUUUUAAACGGUGAAAAACGACAUCCUUAUUCUUUCAUUCCUUUCAGCGCCGGUCCAAGAAAUUGCGCCGGACAGAAUUUCUCUUUGAUGGAACAAAGGGUUUUAUUGUCAAUGAUACGUAAGUAA